Molecule: messenger RNA, 504 nt
Organism: Sclerotinia borealis F-4128
Lineage: Eukaryota; Fungi; Ascomycota; Leotiomycetes; Helotiales; Sclerotiniaceae
Source: the annotation of a GenBank genome assembly
AUGGAUAUCGAACGUUGUACCCAGCUGUUGCGCGCUGCGCCGGAAGUCAAGAGCAGUUUCGAUAUUGGAAAGUCCUCCCAGGCUACGGAAACAUCCGAUACUCACUCAGCCAACGGAGGAUCAAAUGGCAGAGCUGUGGGAACCUCUGGAGGAAUGGUACAGACACCACAGCUGGCAUUAAAUGCUUCAUCACAACCUCAAGCACUCAGAAGUAGUGCACUUGAGCCGGGAUUCGAUCGAUCAUCAAACAGUCAUAACUUUACGAAUUUUGAUGCUUCCACAAUCCCCAUGAGCCCUUCUGAAAGCGAAUUAUUCCACGCAUGGACCUCAAUCUUGAUUUCUCGAAUCUAUACUCUUUUGGCGGACAUUGAUUAUCUUUACUGCGAACAAGCAUCGGGAACAACAGCGCCGCCGCUUCAAUCUCUGAUAGAUUUGAGUGGUGGCGGCCUACAGCGAGCAAGAGUUUUCAUUGGGCUUUUAUUCAGUAUUGGAUGGUACGAGUGA